UGACACACUGGCACACACACACACUGACACACACACACUGACACACACAUACUCUCCCUGCUUCUCUGUCUCACCUCAGGACCCCAUCACUGCCACCACCGCCACCACUGCCACCACCGCCACCACCGCCGCCACCGCCGCCACGUCACCCUCCUCGUCAGCCGCCCAGGAAAAAGCGAUGCCCGACGGAGCCCUGGGGACCCCCGGCGGUCCCGGGUCGGAGGGACGGGCGGGAGGAGAGGGACAGGCAGAGGAGGAUGAGGAGGUGGAGGGAGGAGGUGGAGGGAGGUCGUCAUCGGUGGUGGUGGCUCGCCUGCUGCGGAAGGCGCAUGUGCAGCUGCAGCAGAUCAAGAGUGACAAGCAGUCCGUCCGCCAUCUCAAGCCCGACUCCUCGCUUCCCUCGUCAGCUGCCCAUCACCUCACCGCCACCACCGCCGCCACCACCGCCGCCACCGCCGCCACCACCGGCCCGGCAGUCCGGCCUGCCCGUGGUGCCCCGGUGUCGACGCGCUCCUCCCGCACGCGGUGCGAUCACUCCGGCAACAACGCCGGCGCCGCCGCCACCGCCGCCACCACCGCCGCCACCACCGCCGCCAUUGCCGCCACGGCCCAGCUGGCAGUGGUGCCGGUGGCGGCUUUGUUGCCGGCAGCGGCAGCGAGUACUUCAGCGAGUACUUCAGCGAGUACUUCAGCGAGUACUUCAGCGAGCUCGGAGAGUACUUCAGCGAGUACUUCAGCGAGUACUUCAGCGAGUACUUCAGCGAGUACUUCAGCGAGUACUUCAGCGAGCAUGGCAGCGAGCAUGGCAGCGAGCACGGCAGCGACGGGGGAGAGAGUUGGGAUGAAGAGGAAACUGGAUGCACUCUUCUCAAGGGAGGGAGGAAAGAGAGACAGCAGGUUCCAGCCCCAGGUGUCCGUGUCUCCCUGCACGGCCCCCGUGCCCGGACCGCGCAUCAAGCACGUCUGCCGGCGAGCUUCCAUCGCCCUCGGCAUGCCGCGUGCCACCCUGGCGCCCGCCGCCGCCGCCGCCGCCGCCGCCGCCGCCGUCGUCACGCCGGUCGCCGGCACCGUCGCCGGCGGCUCUCCCGCCACGCCGGUCGCCGGCGGGAGCGGUGGCGCCGCGGUGGAGGGAGCCGGCGUGGCGCUGCCCACGCUGGGCGCGCUGCUGCCCACGCUGAGCGCGCUGCUGCCCACGCUGAGCGCGCUGCCCGCGUACGAGAGGGCCGCGGUGUUGGCCGACUUGGACGACCGUUCUUCGGUGGACGACUCUGAGGAACCGGACUACCCGGUGCAGAUCAUCAAGGCACGGCACUCCGGGCGUGGCAACGACGCUCACCACGGUGCUCACCACGGGCGAGGUGGUGGUGGUGGUGGUGCGGGGCGAGGUGGCUCUGACGGUGAGGGAGGAGAUGCGGGGAGCUGCUCGGAGCUCCGCGACACGGAUUACCUCCCACCUGGAUCGCACACAGCCUCGCGCUCCCACCACAAACACAAAGGCUCGUCGGCCCCCGCGUGCAAGCGGUCGCGUGCAGGCCGCUGCGGUGAAUGUGCCCCGUGCCUCGUGGCCGACGACUGCGGCCGCUGCCCUCACUGCCUGGACAAGCCCAAGUUCGGGGGCAACAACGUGCGGAAGCAGUGCUGCAUACACAGAAAAUGCGUGAAUCGACAAAAAACAAAGGGGUUCGGAAAGAAAACGACAGAGUUGCUGAAAGGAAAACUCCUGGACUCUGUUCCGUUGGAAUCGCAAAGACUUCCCUUGCAAGGGGCACGCAUCAAGGUUCCAGGCCAGCCUCGUCCGAUGGUUCCUGGGCCUGGCCACGUGGAGCGAACUCCUCUCUGUCGCCUGGAGAACUGUCGCAGGAGAGGUGGUGGCUUCGCUCUGCCCAACUCGGACCCCAAGGUUCAACGUCUCCUCAGCAAACGCAAGGCCAAGGAGGCUGGAGUGGCAGGCGACGCUCCGUUCCGCUCGGCCACGGAGAGGGGUGAGGACGGAGUGCCACAACAACAACAACAUCAGCAACAUCAACAACAUCAUCAACAACAACAUCAUCAUCACCAACAACAACAUCAACAACAGCAGCCAGCAGCAGCAGCAAACAGAUCCGGUGACAGCUCUCACACACGCCUCCGUGUGGACUUCAAGGAGCAGCGCUCUCUGGAUGCUGUGUGGGACAGCGGUGGGGUGAGUCUCCUCACCACCGACGAUGCGGCCCUCUCCCUGGGCUCUGAGUGCUUCCUGUGCGCCAGCAUCGGCCUGCUGCCAUUGCUCUACUGCCAGGUCUGCUGCGAGGCGUUCCACCCCUUCUGCCUGCACGAGUCUCAGCGCCCGUCAGGCGUACAGCGCCACAGCUGGUGCUGUCAGCUGUGCCGCUACUGCCAAGCCUGCGGCCUUCCUGGACAGCUGCUGGAGUGCUCCACGUGCCGUGCGAGCUACCACACGGAGUGCCUUGGACCGCAGCACCCCAGCAAGCCGUCACGGCGCAACAUCUGGCUGUGUGCUCGCUGCGUCCGCUGCAAGCGUUGUGGUGUCACCACUCCGGGCGAGGGGAAGGCUGACGCCUGGUCACAUGACUUCACCCUCUGCGCUAACUGCAGUCGCCUGUUCGGCGGAGGUAACCGCUGCCAGGUGUGUAAGAGUUCGUGGAGCGAGGAAUCUGCUGAGGGCAAGGUGAUGGAGUGCUCCUCCUGCCGCCUCUGGGUUCACUCUGUGUGUGCGGGGCUUGACGAUGACAUGGUGGGUCUACUCAGAGGCGUGGGUACCUACCAGUGCACCUACUGCUCUGUGGGUGACACGGCCGACUGGAGGAUUGCCCUGACGUCACAGCUGCAGCAGAGACUCACCACCGUCAUCACCACACUCACCUGCAGCAGUAGCAGCAGUGAGCAGCCUCCCGGAGUCCCCCGGUGGCCAAUUGGCCACCUGCAAGGCGGAACCCGCAACCAAUCGGGCGGCGGCGGGGGCGGAGCCUCGGCGGGCGGACGGCCAAUGGGAGGACGGGGACGGCGGGGGGGCUGGAGACGGUGAAGCGGAGGGUGAUGGGUGGCACUUACAGCUCCACGUGCGGCUUUGUCCAGGAUGUGGUGGCUGCCAUCUCCAAGCAGGGCGAGGGCAGUGCCACUCACCUCAAGGCCACCUUCAUGCAGUUGAUGGAUCAGCUGUUCCCGUGGCUGGACGUGAGCAAAAGGUUCCCCUUACAAGUGA
Messenger RNA from Petromyzon marinus (sea lamprey), 3202 nucleotides. NCBI's taxonomy places the organism in Eukaryota, Metazoa, Chordata, Hyperoartia, Petromyzontiformes, Petromyzontidae. The record is from RefSeq and is a predicted model, not a curated record.